This is a messenger RNA of Ooceraea biroi (clonal raider ant), 399 nucleotides long. RefSeq names its product histone-lysine N-methyltransferase SETMAR-like. NCBI's taxonomy places the organism in Eukaryota, Metazoa, Arthropoda, Insecta, Hymenoptera, Formicidae. Gene Ontology annotation, molecular function: single-stranded DNA endonuclease activity; single-stranded DNA binding; double-stranded DNA binding. Gene Ontology annotation, cellular component: site of double-strand break; nucleus; condensed chromosome. The record is from RefSeq and is a predicted model, not a curated record. Gene Ontology annotation, biological process: DNA integration; replication fork processing; double-strand break repair via nonhomologous end joining.
AUGGAAAAUCAAAAAGAACAUUUUCGUCAUAUUUUGUUUUAUUACUUCCGAAAAGGGAAAAACGCUGUGCAAGCUCAUAAAAAGUUAUGUCAUGUAUAUGGCGAAGAUGCUUUAAAACUGCGGCAGUGUCAAAAUUGGUUUACUAACUUUCGAUCUGGAGAUGUUAAUGUGAAAGAUGCACCACGCUCAGGAAGGCCAAUCGAAAUUGAUGAUGACAAAAUAAAGGCACUGAUCGAUUCCAAUCGGCGUUUAACGACACGAGAGAUUGCUGAGAAUCUUAACAUAUCGAAAUCGAGUGUUGAAAAUCAUUUAAAACGACUUGGAUACAUUAGUAAGCUCGAUAUUUGGGUACCACAUGAGCUCAAAGAAAUUCAUCUCACUGAGCGUAUUGACAUCUGC